GUUGGUUUCUGUCUAACAUUCAGUUCUUUAUGUUACAGCAAAAUGUGCCUCAAGGAAACUGUUGUUUUGAUUUGAAAAAACUAAAAUGGAUUAAAUUGUGUUUUAAGGAACGUGUCUGUCUUUGCUCUGGAAACAUUGCUCUAGAGCUUCUUUUGUGGUGCUUUACAGUGACAACAGUAAAAGCUUUAGGAAUGAGGAUGGAAAGUGGGAAGUAACAGGCCGUCUCCAUUUCAGGUAGAAAAACUGAAACAGGAAGUGGGCAAAAGAAACAGCUGGCAGAGAAAGGCGAGAGACAAAUUUGUGGACUUGAAGAGGAUGAAGGACUUGGAGCGACAGGUGAAGGAGCUGGAACAAAUACUCAGGAGCAGAAACCCAAACUCGCUGCCUGCUUUGAUUUAUGCUGCAGCCACAUCUGCCAGCCACGAGGACGCCGGCGAAACGUCCUCUUCCAGCCGGAUCACUGCUCUGCUGGAGCGAAGGAUCCAACGUCUGGAGGCCGAGCUGGAGAAUCACGACGAGGAAGCCAAACGCAGCCUCCAGGUUAUGGAGCAGCAGUUUCACCGAGUCAAGGUAUAGUUAACAUCAGUCCACAGGCUCGUCGAUGUAACGACCUGCCAGCACUUCCCACUCACACCACCAACCUGUUCACCACCUCCCAGCUUGGGUUCAGAGGUCAAACACUCAGCUUUAUAAGAUUGGGCUUCAAACUUUGUCAUUUAAGUUAUACACAACUUUCAGAGCUGUCUGC
Neolamprologus brichardi is the source of this 748-nucleotide messenger RNA. The record is from RefSeq and is a predicted model, not a curated record. NCBI's taxonomy places the organism in Eukaryota, Metazoa, Chordata, Actinopteri, Cichliformes, Cichlidae.